AUGUACCAAUAUGAUAAGUCUUCUGACGCGAGAGGUCACCUUCUCACGCUCUUCAAAAACACUAGCGUCAUACCAUUUAAAGGCCCCGAUCCCUACCAAUGUUAUUAUUGCAAUAGACCUUUGGAUUAUAGCGAUCUGAAGAAACACACGAAAUCGCACAAACCCGAAUCUUUCCUAGAGAACUCGUUCGAUAUACCAAAAACUAUUAAAAUUGAUAUUUCUGACACGACUUGUGAGCAAUGCGAUGUAGUGUACAAGAAUUUUAGUGAACUAAAGCAGCAUUUGGUUUUACGACACGAAUAUAUUAAUAUAAAUAAUCUGAAGCCAGUUAAUAUAAGAGUAGACGGUUGCGACACAGAUCUAGUGUGUGACAACUGCGCUAAACCUUUCACGUCCAAAUGCGGUUAUAAGUAUCAUGUUAAGAAGUGCAGAGUCUAUCCAAGUAAAAGCACUAAGACGAAAGCCGUCAAGGAGAACAUAGCUUGUAUUUUGAACAUGUCGACUGCUCUACCGUUUAAGUUUUUCAUGAACAGAUUCCGUUGUUUCUACUGUUCCAAAGAUUUCACCGAAUUUGAAUUAUUACGCGAUCACUCCAUCGAACACACGCACUGCGAUUUGAAGAGUAGAACGAUGAAGUUUCUCAAAGGCAGAGAAAUCGUUCUCAAAAUUGACAUCACCGAAUUGUACUGCAAGGAGUGUUCAAAUAGAUUCACAGAUAUUACAACGCUUAUAGAUCAUCUUAUAUCCGAACACAAUGUGAAGUACGACAAAUCGGUGACGUACUUGCAGUGUUUCAAGAUAUCCAAAGAUAGUAUACCUUGUCCGAUUUGUCCAGAUGUCUUUCAAUACUUCAGAAAGCUUCUAGAACACAUGAACUCCCUUCACACUGUAGACAACUUUGUUUGCGCGUUCUGCGGACAGACGUUCGGCAAUCAUUACAACUACCGCGCCCAUAUAUCGCGUUACCAUAGGCAAGACGGCGUCAAGUGUACCGUGUGCAACGCAGAGUUUGCGACCAUAGAUAAAUUGUCUCGCCAUAGAGCGAGGUUACACGGAGAGAAGAGCUACAAAUGUUCGGAUUGUGACGAGAAAUUUGGUACACCUUAUCUUCUGCAGAAGCACUUGAUGCAGGUACACAGUACUGGGCAUAAAUGUUCGUACUGCGAUCGCGUUUUUACGAUAAACUCUCAUUUGAGGAACCACAUACGUCGGCUGCAUUUGAAGGAGAAGAAUUUCGAAUGCAACGUCUGCGCGGAGAAGUUCUUCGAUAAGCCGUUGCUGAAGACUCACAUGAUCAAACACAUCGGGGAGAGGAAUUACCAUUGCGACAUCUGCGGGAAACGGUUUCUGUGGAAGAAGAAUUUGCGAGAUGAUAAUCCGGAAUUCGAACCCUACGCAUCUGAGAGAAGAAGGAAAAACUUACAAUUGCUCUUCAACAACACGUCCGUUAUACCAUUCAAAUGGCGCGGGAGAUUCUUGUGUUUCUAUUGCCCGAAUCAGUACGCGAACCGGUCGGAUCUAAAGAAGCAUACGAAAUCACACGGAGCGUGCUCAACUAAGGAUUAUUCGCUGAAAGUGAUAAAAGGGAACGCAGUGGAGAUAAAACUAGACAUUUCAGAUAUCGAAUGUGAGAUUUGCAACGAACCGUUCCCGAACCUGAACGAGGUUAUCGAUCAUUUGGUUGGCAAACACGAUUUGGAUUACGAUAAAAGUGUGGAGACACCCUUCACCGAGUUCCGGCUCGCCGAUAUGAAGUGUCAGUACUGUGAUAAAGAUUUUUCUUAUUUCGUAUACUUGCGUCGGCAUCUGAAACUGGCGCACGCGCAGAAUAACUACGUAUGCGACGACUGCGGCGCCACAUUUAACAGCAAACGCGAUUUGGCGUUUCAUUUGCACGAUUUUCAUAAGCACGGCGGCUAUCCGUGCGAUGUUUGCACGGAAAUGUUCGAAUCCAAACAGGCGUGGAAGACUCAUAAGAACAAGUACCAUUUUAGGAAGUGCAUAUAUUGCAAUGGCAGUUUUGCCUCUUUCUCACUCUUACAGAAACACAUGAGUAAGGAACAUUCGUCCUUCAAAAACAACAAAUGUCCAUUUUGCUCUAAGGAUUGUCACUCUAGGCAGGGCGUGGGGCAACACGUGAAGAACUGUAAAUUGAAGUCACAUAAGUCACCAGCGCUGCUACCCUCCGAGAAUUAUAUAGAACCGAAAAAGAAGCAAGACAUCACGCAAAUAAGGCAAAACAUAGUCAACGUAUUGAAUAUGACGACGGUAAUUCCGUUUAAGUUUUUCGGCAAGUUCUCUUGCUUCUACUGUUCUAUACGGUUCACGGAUUUCGAAGAUCUCAAACAGCACACCAUUGGGGAACACCCGUUUUGCGACCUAUCAUCGGCCAGUAUUAAGAAAUGUAAGGGUGAACGAACUACCGUCAAAAUUGACAUUUCCAGUUUAUCGUGUAAGGUUUGCGGUCAAACUUCUGAACAAUUAGAGACGUUAAUAGACCAUAUUAUAUCCAAACACAACGCGUCCUUUGACAAAUCUAUAAAGAACUGCUUUGAGCCGUUUAAUAUUCUCAGUGACAAAUGUUCUUGCAUCCACUGCCCCAGUGUGUUCAGGUACUUCGCGACGUUACUACGUCACAGUAACGCUGAGCACACGACGAACUGCCACGUGUGCGACUUUUGCGGCCGCAGCUUCAAGAAAGCUUCAAAUUUGACGGCGCACAUUGCGCACACGCAUAAGGGCUCGUGUGAUUGUCACAUUUGCGGCAUCCAGUUUAGGAAUCAGUGGUGUCUGAACCGGCAUAACGCCAAGUGCCAUAACGCGAAGGAUUUCAAAUGUUCCAAUUGCUCCGAACAGUUUGAAUCACCAUAUCAAAGGCAGAAGCACUUGAUCAAAGUCCAUGAUAUAGGCCAUAAGUGCUCCUUCUGCGGGAGAAUGUUCACCAGAAAUUCGUUUAUGAGGGACCACAUCCGGCGGACGCAUUUGAAGGAGAAAAAUAUGGAGUGUUCCAUUUGUGGUGAGAAGUUCUUCGAUAACCAUCUGUUGAGGUUGCACAUGGUGAAGCACGAGGGUGUCAGGAAGUUCAGCUGUUCGAUUUGCUCCAAGUCGUUCAUGCGCAGGAGUAAUUUGGCCUCGCACAUGGGCAUGCACAAAAAGUAUGGGCACGUUGUUACUGAGUAA
Leptosia nina is the source of this 3180-nucleotide messenger RNA. The record is from the annotation of a GenBank genome assembly. Lineage: Eukaryota; Metazoa; Arthropoda; Insecta; Lepidoptera; Pieridae.